Messenger RNA from Manduca sexta (tobacco hornworm), 495 nucleotides. RefSeq lists its product as uncharacterized. The transcript has 3 exons. Lineage: Eukaryota; Metazoa; Arthropoda; Insecta; Lepidoptera; Sphingidae. The coding region runs from base 1 to 465 and encodes 154 amino acids. The record is from RefSeq and is a predicted model, not a curated record.
AUGCCGUGCCGUUGUACAGGUGUUAAGCUGAAUAAGUGCAAGUGCGUGUUGGACACGGUAUAUCCCCUCAGGUCCGAGGGGUCGAACCUGGUCCUCGUGAGGAAUGAUAGCGAUUGCCUCCAGCACAGACUGGCGAGGCGCGGUAUCCUCUACCGACUGCUGGAGUGCAUGUAUGGGAAAUGCGCGGAGUAUAAUUUACGAUACUGCCCGCUGCGAGGGUUCAUCAGACCGGGCAGUCAGCUUGGUAACACGUUGAAGGACCUGCUGGUGUUGGCGUGCUUCAUCGUAGCCAACUUCGUGGUGUUCCUCACGAUCGUCUCCAAGAUCAUCAUCCACGUGUACUUCGGCGUCAAACACACCGCGUGCUGGCUGAGGAGGUGUAUAGAUCCGAAGAUGGCAGAAGACCGGACCCUAUUGUCCGGAAGACAUGACUACUCACCGCCGAAUGCAAGAAUCUUCCACUGACACAUUUUAUAAUAUUCAUUUUGUAUGUUU